AUGGAUAUCGGCUUUCUAGGAAAGAAAGGCAAGAAAGGAAAGGGCGAAGGAAAAGGAAAGGGUAAAGGAAAGAAAGCGCUUUAUGACGACUGGUCAUGGAGUGACGGUUGGGAAAAAUUUGACGACAGCUGGGACUGGUAUUCGUACCAGGACUUUGGCUGGAGCGAGUGGCCAGCAGAGCCACAACAGCAGCAGCAACCCGCAAGCACUUUGCCUGUGCAGAACCCUGCGCCGCAGCAAGAACAGAGCUCUACUUUGCCCAAGGCAGCAGUUUCUGCUGUCACUGUAAGUGAGCCUCCGGGACUUUCAGCCCCAACAAGGCCAAAGGCAAAGAGCUCUGUUAGUCCUGGUGCUUUGUUGAUGUCGGCUGUUGUCAUGAGCAACUUUGCGCUUGGAAGCAUUUUUGGGUGUGAUGACAUGAUGCGUGGAGUUGUUGACUUUGACUUUAGUGGUGAGCAGUUCGCGUGCUCAGCCCCUUCCGCUUUGCUAGCGCCUUUGGAGACUUUUUCGCUGAACAACAGCGAUGCAAAGAGACACAAGCUUUUCCAGGCCUCAGAUCUGGAUAUUCCGAACUUGAACACUUCUUCCAGAGACACUUUUCUUGAGGAACACUUAGUUGCCUCAGCCGUGCAGGAGGAUGCUCCUUGGAUUCUUUUCGAUUCAGGUAAAGCACCGCCUUUGAGAUCUAUUUCUGGUCAAGCUUUGACAGUUUACGGCUAUCAGGUGAACCUCUCCUUGGAUGAACAUACUUUGAGCACACCAGAUGGUAGGCCCGUAGAGUUGGAUGAUCUUGCUAAUGACCGAGUUGCUUUUCUGCAGUACGAAGAUGGUACUACGCAAACUUUGACGGACAAUUGGAGUGUUGAGGACAGCUUUGCUGCUUUGAGACUUUCACAGGCCUCAGCAGGAACUUUAGAAGCCUUCAAGGUAACUUUGCUUGAGCAGCUCAACGAGCAAGCUAAGAGCAAGAAGCUUUCCCUCAGGCAACCUGUGUUGCAAAUGGACUUUAGCUUUCUUUCAGAUAAACCGGGCGAAGACCAAAUCACUAUUUUGAAUGUUGUGGAUGUUCUCAGCAACAUGGCACUUUCAGUAGUGAUACCUACGAAGACCCGCACACCGUACUCUAAUGCCGAGCUAAGACGCUUUGUGCUAGAGACCGGCCGUACUUUUGGGAUCCUACAGUGUGACCCAGAACCAGCUUUGAAGGCCAUAGCUGAAGCGGUCACGGGUGAAGUAGGAGGACUUUCCCUGCGUAAGACCCCUGAAGGAUGGAAACAAGCCCAUCAGCACUUUGUCGCUGACGCUUCUGGUGUCUUUAAAACCCGCAGUGUUAAGCGUUUGCCACCUUCGAAGCAGGCAGACCUGGCACUUCUGCAGGCCAUUAAAGCCAGACCUUGGGACCCACAAGGCUCUAAAGUUGAGACGGACGCCUUCAUCUUUCCAGCUUCGCCGUCCGAGGAGGCGAGCGGUGAGAAGGCCACUUUCGAGCCUGGUGUUCCUUUAGACCCCCAAGCAGUUGAAGAAGUUGUUGAGCUUGAGCAACUUUUGGGCCAAGACAUGCCAGUUGAAGAUGAUGACAGCGUGUACUUUCCAUCCGAGGAUGGACAGGAAGCCCCUCAAACCACUUCCGCGCAAGCAAGGUCAAGCACUGACGCUGCUUUUCCUGAGCCACCCGCUGUGCGACCAAGACUUGAGGAGGCCUCUCCGACAAAGCGCACCUCGGAAACUUUGAACGUGGGAAGCUCUAAGGUUCAGCGCAUUGCUUGCGUAACUCUGGACAAGAAAACGAAGAAGAGGAAACUUAGAGCCCACGACUUUCGAGUUGCAGCUGUCACCACGAAGCAAGACCUCGAAGUGCCUGUAGCGGUGAAUCAGGAUGAGAGAGAACUUUCUCUUUCUAAGACUCCGGAAGAUCCGCAACUUUGGUACGAAACAGAGUUUCCGUACGAGGAAGAAGUUGCAGGCAUGAAGAAAGAGGUCAAGAGCGUGCAGGACUUUCAGAUGUUUGACGAAAUCGCCGUCGAGCAAGUCCCAGAUGAACUUUCGUUACACUCAGACGAGAUCUUUGCUUCCACACCGUCGCUGACGACCUUGAAGCUUUUGCUUGUGUUGGCAAUGGCCUUUAACUGGCACAUUGCGGUUGGUGAUGUUUCCACAGCUUUCUUGCAUGCCUCUGUGGACUCUGACAUCUUUGUCAUUCCACCGCUUGAGUUUUAUCCUCAAGGAGGCGUCUUGUGGAAGUUGCGCAAGGCACUUUACGGGCUCCGAAAUAGCCCAAAGCUGUGGCAGACUCACUUUGCCUCCGUUAUGGCCAAGAACGGCUUUAAACGCAUGAAGUCAGACCCAAACCUUUAUGUUCACGAGUCUAAACGGCUUUACGUGUUGGCGUACGUUGAUGGUCUCAUGUUCUUUGGACAAAAGCAUGAAGUUGACUCCAUGGUGCAAGACUUGCAGUGUGACUUACUUUUGAAGUUGACGGGCACUCUCUCCGAAGGUGAGAACGUCACUUUCCUCGGAAGAGAAAUCCGAAGAACCUCUGAGGCCAUUGAGCUUUACAUGAAAUCGGAGUACACUGAUCGCACGCUUGAGCUUUAUGACAUGAAGAGUUGUAAGCCGACUGCCGCUCCGGGUGCAGACACUUUGCGUAAGAAGCUCGAUGCUGAACCGUUGAGCAAUGAAGCGCACAAGCUGUACCGCCGAGCCGUCGGACAACUUUUGUGGCUUGCGAAUGUACGUCCUGAAAUCAUGUUUGCCGUCAAGGAACUUUCUCGUGGACUUUCGGCCCCCACGACCGAGCAUGAAGCCAAGGUGAAGCACCUUUUCAAGUUUCUUUCCGGGGCAAAAGACUACAAGCAGCGCCUGCAGCCCACACUUUCGCUUUCGCCGCAGCACAAGGCUUUGGAUGUCAACAUCUUUGUUGACUCGGAUUGGGAGUCUCAGCUUUUUCAAAAGACCAACCUUUCUGUUUUUACCGACUCAAACGUUGGUAAGA
Symbiodinium pilosum is the source of this 2992-nucleotide messenger RNA. The record is from the annotation of a GenBank genome assembly. Lineage: Eukaryota; Dinophyceae; Suessiales; Symbiodiniaceae.